This is a messenger RNA of Vombatus ursinus (common wombat), 3613 nucleotides long. RefSeq names its product PR/SET domain 4 (gene PRDM4). Gene Ontology annotation, biological process: regulation of transcription by RNA polymerase II; transcription by RNA polymerase II; cell fate commitment. Gene Ontology annotation, cellular component: nucleus; cytoplasm. The record is from RefSeq and is a predicted model, not a curated record. Bases 210 to 2669 code for a protein of 819 amino acids. The transcript has 13 exons. Gene Ontology annotation, molecular function: histone methyltransferase binding; histone deacetylase binding; RNA polymerase II cis-regulatory region sequence-specific DNA binding. NCBI's taxonomy places the organism in Eukaryota, Metazoa, Chordata, Mammalia, Diprotodontia, Vombatidae.
AAGAGGCGGUGGCAGAAAGGCGCUUUGUUGGGAUCCGGCCCCAGGCUCCCCCGCGGAGGCCAGGGAUGCGCUGCGGGGGGCCCCGCGAAGACUGAGCGCCCCCUCCCUCGGGGGGCUGGAGGGCCGGAGCCCCCCCGAGGGCGACGCCGAGGGUCCCGGUGCCCUGACCCUUCCCCCAGCCCGCCGGGCUGACACCUGGCGCCGAGCCGAUGCAUCACAGAAUGAAUGAGAUGAACCUGAGUCCUGUGGGGAUGGAGCAGCUCGCUUCAUCCUCAGUAAGCAAUGCCUUGCCAGUCUCAGGAAGUCACCUCGGCCUGGCUGCCUCCCCUACUCACAAUGCCAUCCCUGCCCCAGGACUGCCAGUUGCAAUUCCAAACCUCGGUCCCUCCUUAAGCUCUCUGCCUUCCGCCUUGUCUCUGAUGCUCCCAAUGGGCAUUGGCGAUCGGGGGGUGAUGUGUGGGAUACCAGAGAGGAACUACCCUCUGCCACCCCCGCCGUACCCACACCUGGAGAGCAGCUACUUCAGGCACAUUCUGCCCGGCAUCUUAUCUUAUUUGGCCGACAGACCGCCUCCUCAGUACAUCCACCCGAACUCCAUCAGUGUGGACAGCAAUCCCGCACUGGCCGUCUCCAGUAACCCCUCGGCGUUAGACCCCUAUCAGCCCAGCGGCAGCGUCGGCCUGGAGCCCGGCAUCGUCCCUCUGGAUUCCCGGGCAGUCAGUGCCCACGGGGCCCAGAGCCUCCACGCUGGUGACGGCCACGAGGUGGCCCUGGACACCGCCAUCACCAUGGAGAGCGUCUCCAGGGUGACCAGCCCCAUCUCCACAGACGGCAUGGCGGCCGAGGAGCUGACCAUGGACGGGGUUGCAGGGGAGCACUCACAGAUGCCAAAUGGUUCCAGAAGCCACGAACCUUUAUCCGUGGACUCAGUUGGUAGCAAUUUGGCAGCAGACCCUGUGGGACAUGGGGGUGUGCUCCCUCUUCAUGGGAAUGGCCUGGAGCUCCCUGUGGUCAUGGAGACUGAUCACAUAGCGGGACGAGUCAGUGGGAUGCCCGACAGUGCCCUCAGUGAUUCCAUCCACACCGUGGCCAUGAGCACCAACUCCGUCAGUGUGGCCCUGUCUACCUCACACAGCCUUGCCUCCCUGGAGUCCGUUUCCCUGCAUGAAGUGGGCCUCAGCCUUGAACCCGUGGCUGUGUCCUCCAUCACCCAGGAGGUCGCUAUGGGGUCAGGCCACGUAGAUGUGGCUUCAGACAACCUCUCCUUCGUGCCACCAUCCCUGCAGCUGGAAGACUCCAACUCCAACAAGGAGAACAUGGCGACCUUGUUUACCAUCUGGUGCACACUUUGUGACCGAGCCUACCCCUCCGAUUGCCCUGACCAUGGACCCGUAACCUUUGUUCCAGACAGCCCAAUAGAGAGCCGGGCCAGGCUGUCUCUCCCAAAGCAGCUCGUCCUCCGCCAGUCUCUCAUGGUGGCAGAUGUGGGUGUAUGGACUGGAGAAACCAUUCCCGUGCGGACUUGCUUUGGGCCACUGAUUGGCCAGCAGAGCCACUCUAUGGAAGUAGCAGAUUGGACAGACAAGGCGGCUAAUCAUAUCUGGAAGAUGUACCACAAUGGCGUCCUCGAAUUCUGUAUCAUUACAACGGAUGAAAAUGAAUGUAACUGGAUGAUGUUUGUGCGCAAAGCCAGGAACCGGGAAGAACAAAAUCUGGUCGCUUAUCCUCACGAUGGAAAAAUCUACUUCUGCACCUCCCAGGAUAUCCCUCCGGAAAAUGAGUUGCUGUUCUAUUACAGCCGGGAUUACGCCCAGCAGAUUGGUGUUCCUGAGCACCCAGACGUGCACGUUUGUAACUGUGGCAAGGAGUGCAACUCCUACACAGAAUUCAAAGCUCACCUGAGCAGCCACAUCCACCACCACCUCCCGAGCCAGGGCCACGGCGGCGGCCACGGGCCCAACCACAGCAAGGAGAGGAAGUGGAAGUGCUCCAUGUGUCCGCAGGCGUUCAUCUCGCCAUCCAAGCUCCACGUGCAUUUCAUGGGCCACAUGGGGAUGAAGCCCCACAAGUGUGACUUCUGUAGCAAGGCUUUCAGCGACCCCAGCAACCUGCGCACGCACCUGAAGAUCCACACAGGCCAGAAGAACUACCGCUGUGCGCUGUGUGACAAGUCCUUCACCCAGAAGGCUCACCUGGAGUCGCACAUGGUCAUCCACACCGGCGAGAAGAAUCUCAAGUGUGACUACUGUAACAAGCUCUUCAUGCGGCGGCAGGACCUCAAGCAGCACGUGCUCACCCACACACAAGAGCGGCAGAUUAAGUGUCCCAAGUGCGAGAAGCUCUUCCUGAGGACAAAUCACUUGAAGAAGCAUCUCAACUCCCACGAAGGAAAGCGCGAUUACGUCUGUGAAAAGUGCUCCAAGGCUUAUCUGACCAAAUACCACCUCACGCGCCACCUGAAGAUCUGCAAAGGCCCAGCCUCCGGCUCAUCAGCCCCGGAGGAGGAGGACGACGACGACUCAGAGGAGGAGUUAGGAGACCCCGUGGGAGCCGAGGAGUGUGGGCUGAGCGGGGCAGUGUAUGCCGCUGCCACCGCCGCUGCCGAUGACGGCCUCCCCGCGCACAACUUUUUAUUUCUUUCCAGCCAGUGGCCAGAACGGACCGAAUGAGAAUGGGCAGAGCGCUUGAGGAAGCCUGUAUCCUCAUUUCCACAGCCAUGAGAGGAGAGCAGGCAGCAGGGAGAGAGCGGCAGCCUCCCAGGGCCGUGUCUGAGCCGUUUAGAGCCUCCGCUUGCAGUGACACUGAGCGAGUCAGACUGUGGCAGAUGCCAUCCCGAUGGCACCUCGAAGGUCAGGGCUUGCCCCCUCAGCUCCCUCGGGUACGGUAGCACAUCACAGAGUCACUCCUGAGGCUCCCCCCCAAAGGAAGGGUCGUGGCCUAAGGGUUGCGGUCUAACUUUGGCUGUUGUGUGGGCAUUCAAAGCAGCUUUCUCCUUGGGCCCAGACUCGCCUGUCCACGUCCACCGCCAGGCUCUGGGGCACUGAUGGCUCAUGGGGUGGGGGGUGGGGGGUGACAGGAUAGCUACCCAGGGACCACCAGCUACCUGGAGACCAAGGGACUGAGGCUAGGCAGCUGUGUACAAGGGGGGAGAGUGGACAAGGCCCCUGAAAGAGGGGCCUGCCAGGGGUUAGAGGUGGGCACCACUGGCAGAGUUCUCUUGGCCAGAGCAGUGAGGUGGUCCCUGGAACGGCCGCCAGGCAAAAACAGAGAAGGAUCAGCGACAUUUAGGCGAGACCCAGGAGCUUUUCCAUCUGAACAGCUUUGCCUUCCAAGGAGGGGUCAUGGGCCUCCAGGGCAACCUGACACCAGAGGGGCAUAUGAGAAACCGGGACGCGCCAGUGCCCAGGAGACAGUGUGGUGCUGCCGGCAGGCCUCUUCUCAGGCUGCCGACUCAGAGCAUGGGGCGCCCUGCUGGCUGACACCGUUUCUGGUGCCAAUCCCAUGUAGACGAGACUGGGAAGGUAUUGCUGCUAUUCUAUUUAUUGAAUGAAUAUAUUUCAUUCAAACCUGUACUCUAGGAAAAAUUAAAAUCAAAACCAUUUUUUAAAGAAAA